AUGUUUUUAUCUCUCCGAGCUGCGGUAUUAUUAGCAGCGGGCGAGGAGGCUCCGGGGCGGAGGGGGGCGCGGGGAGGGGGGAGGCUUCGAGGGGGACCUGCGCGGACCGAGGGGCGGAGUCUGAGCGAGCACGCCCCGCGGCCCCCGGGUCCGUGGAGGGGAGCCCGGGCCCCCGUCUUCUAUUUACUCUUUCAAUCAGUGCGAGUGUUUGCCCCUGGCCGGCGUGCACGCGCGGGUGAUGCGCUAGCCAUGAUCUCGCAGAAGCUGUCCUACGGCGACGUGCCGACGUCCACGUCGCUAUCCUCACUGUCGCCGGGCCUCGCGCCGCCCUACGUGAACGGCAUGGGCUGCAUGCCGGCGCAGCCCUACCCCAACCUGUACACCAACAACAUGGUCGCCGGCGGGUCCUGCAUGGUGUCGCCCGGGGUCGGCUACUCGCCGCCCAGCACCAUGGCCUCCUGUAUGGGCGGCGGAGGAGCCGUGCCCUACGGGUCGCUGCCUCGCGAGCAGGAGGCCGCCUCGCCGACCUCGGCGCUGCAGCGAGCCCGCAACGAUAAGACCUACCGCCGCUCCUACACGCACGCGAAGCCGCCGUACUCAUACAUAUCACUCAUAACGAUGGCCAUCCAGAACAACCCGUCACGGAUGCUCACGCUGUCCGAGAUCUACCAGUUCAUCAUGGACCUGUUCCCCUUCUACAGACAGAACCAGCAGCGCUGGCAGAACUCGAUCAGGCAUUCGCUGUCCUUCAACGACUGCUUCGUGAAGGUGCCGCGCACCCCGGACAAGCCAGGUAAGGGAUCGUUCUGGACGCUGCACCCGGACAGCGGGAACAUGUUCGAGAACGGCUGCUUCCUGCGGAGACAGAAACGAUUCAAGGACGAGAAGAAGGAGUCGCUACGACAGGCGCAGAAGGUGGCCCAGGGACACGGCCACCACGGCGGACACGACAAGCGGGAACACUCGCACGAGAAGAGCGGCGGCGCGGGGCCCGGCGAGGAGAAGGAGAUGAGGGACGAGCUGCUGGCCCAGCUGCACGCGGCGCCCGAGCUGUGCCUGCCCGAGCACACGCCGCUCUCGCUGGAGCACUACGCGCAGCUCAAGCAGGAGCCCACGGGGUACGCGCCCGCGCCUCACCCGUUCAGCAUCACGCGCCUGCUGCCCGGCGCCGACACCAAGUCCGACCUCAAGAUGUACGACGUGAACUACGGCUACGGCCACGCUCCCGACCAGUACUACCAGUCGCCGCUGUACCACCACCAUGCGCACGCGCACGCGCAGCCUCCCUUGUGA
Danaus chrysippus (African queen) is the source of this 1293-nucleotide messenger RNA. Lineage: Eukaryota; Metazoa; Arthropoda; Insecta; Lepidoptera; Nymphalidae. The record is from the annotation of a GenBank genome assembly.